This is a messenger RNA of Closterium sp. NIES-67, 2118 nucleotides long. NCBI's taxonomy places the organism in Eukaryota, Viridiplantae, Streptophyta, Zygnematophyceae, Desmidiales, Closteriaceae. The record is from the annotation of a GenBank genome assembly.
AUUUUCCCUUUCCGAGCUCCCGAUUGUUGCUCCUUAUGCGUCCCGCUCUUGCUCAUCCGUUACCGUAGGGGAGUCACGUCGAUAGCUCAGAGUCGCGGCGUGACCUACCCUAGAUUCCGGCGUCGAGCUUCGACGCCGGCUGAGCCAGGGUGUCUCACGACGAGCCAGCGUGUCUCACGGCGCUGAAUCAGCGUUGUGGUAGCGAUGGCGGGAUAUGAGCCUCCGCCGUUUAGAGACGGUAGCAGCGGGCGAUCAGGCAGCACGGAUCUGCACACCGAUCUGUACGCGUUAUUGCACGUCUCGCGGGACGCGUCUGACGAUGAGCUGAAACGCGCGUAUCGCCAGCUCGCUUCGGUGUACCACCCUGACAAGUACCCCUUUCCGCAGAUGCAAGAUGUCGCCAAGGAUCACUUUCAGCGGAUCCGAUCCGCCUACGAGGUUUUGUCCGACCCGGCCAAGAGGCAGGUGUAUGACCUGUACGGCAUAGAGGGCGUGGUGUCGGGCAUGGAGCUAGGCCCACACCUGCGCACGAGGCAGGAGAUACGGGAGGAGUGGGAGCGGGCGCAGAGGAGGAGGGAGGAGCUGAAAGCGGCGAUGCGCACCCAGCACUCGUCCUCCAUGCUGCUGUCUGUCACUGCUGCUGAUGCCCUGGCGUCAGGAUUUCAACGCUUCCCCAGAAUCACAGGUAUGCACAUGUCAACCCAAGUCCAAGCGGCGCUAUCCGACAAGGACACGUUAGUCCUGGGCGGCUCCAUGCUCAUGAGGCGCGUGGCGGGGGGCGGCUCCAUGGUGGCGGUGUUUCGCAGACAGAUGGAUGCAUACCAGACGGCCGAGCUGGUGGCAGUUGUUGGGAUUCGAACCCAGCUCACUCUGUCUACUGCACGACAAGUGUCGCCGUCCGUGAAGGCGACGGCAGGGGUGACGUGGCAUGCUGAUGAUGGCUCGCUGUCAUUGGCCAAUUCGUGGACGUCCCAGAUCACAGAAUCCACUGCAGCAUCUAUCAACAUUGGGUUGGGGAGCCGAUGGAGGGUGGGAGCAGGUUUGUCCUCAGGGGGCCUCACAGCGACCUUCGUCAGAAGGUUCUCAGAACAUUCAUCAGGGAGAAUACACGGCAGGCUGGGAACCACAGGAGCAGACGUGGAGGUGGGUGGCAGCAGGAAGAUAUCGGACAACAGCUCUUUGGGGUUCUUUGUCACCAUGGGGCUCCAGGGCACACUAUGGAAGGUUCGCUACUCUCGAGGCGGCCAGAAGGUCACUGUGCCUAUUCUCCUCUCCCCCACUCUACGACCAGCCAUCAGCGUUCCGGCCAUUCUCAUUCCCUCGGUCACAUACGCUGUCCUUAAGCAUUGGGUGUUCAGCCGGUGGAAACAGAUCCGGGAGGCUCGGCAGGACCGGGAGGUUCGGCAGAAGUCAGCUAAGCAGGUCUGGGAGUCCAUGGCUGAGGCUCGGCAGCUCCAGGACAUGAUGACCCCGGUGGUAACCAGACGGGUAACCGCGUUACAGCAGCGGCAAAACGGCAACGCUCUGAUGAUCAUAUCGGCGAAAUACGGACGCCUGGGAGGAGCUGGGGGGGAAGGAGAGAGGGAGAGUCGAAACGAGAGCACGAAUAGUGGCAAUGGCAGUGGCAGUGGGGUAGUGGUAGUGGUAGUGGUGGUGGUAGUGGUGGGAGGGAAGGGGAAGGGAGAAGAGCUGCAUCUGGAAUUGGCUCGAUGUUUGAGAGAAUAGGCGGGCUGCUCAGGAGAGGUUUGGGAGGAAUCGGAGGGGGAGGAGGAGGAGGAGAGGAGGGACAACACACUACAGGUGCGUGCGAGGUGCUUGCGCUGCUCCUCUGUGCGUGAGUAUGGGAUGAAGAUGAGUGGGAGCGGAGAGCGUGGUGCUGCGUACCUCCUGCAGUGUGGGAUGUGCGCAUUCCACUGCAAUUCCUUGUCGAUGAUGCAAGCAACACGCUGCAGGUGAGUGUCUGAGUGUGUAUGUGUGUAUGGGUGAUGAGUUAGUGUGCGCAUGUACGUGCAUAUCUGCAUGUAUGCAUCUUCGCAUUCUUCUCUUUCUCCUCCCCUGCUACCCAAGCCAGUGAGCAGGAAAGGCGAUGCUCAACCCUGUGCUAAGACUGCUCCGGAU